This is a messenger RNA of Clarias gariepinus (North African catfish), 1295 nucleotides long. RefSeq names its product pseudouridine 5'-phosphatase (gene pudp). Lineage: Eukaryota; Metazoa; Chordata; Actinopteri; Siluriformes; Clariidae. The coding region runs from base 57 to 740 and encodes 227 amino acids. The record is from RefSeq and is a predicted model, not a curated record. Gene Ontology annotation, molecular function: phosphatase activity. The transcript has 4 exons.
AUAGACCUUGCUUUCCUUUUCUAAGAGCUCAAAGGUUUGAAGUUUACCGCGUUACAAUGACAGCUUAUAAACCGGUCUCGCAUGUGAUUUUCGAUAUGGACGGGUUGUUGUUAGAUACAGAGAGGUUGUACACAGUGUCUUUCCAGGAGAUCUGUGAUCGGUUUGGGAAGAAGUACACAUGGGAGGUCAAGUCCACGGUGAUGGGGAAAAAGGCGCUGGAUGCGGCCAGGAUCAUCCGAGACUCUCUGGAACUGCCCAUGACGAGCGAGGAGCUGCUGGAUGAGAGCAGAGCGAUACAGGAACGUCUUUUCCCCUCUGCUUCUCUCAUGCCAGGUGUGGAGAAGCUGAUCACACAUCUUCAUAAGCAAAAAAUCCCCAUCGCUGUGGCUACCAGCUCCGCCGGUGUGACCUUUGAGAUGAAAACGACCCGCCAUAAAGACUUCUUCAGCUUGUUCAGUCACGUCGUCCUCGGAGAUGACCCGGAAGUGAAGAAUGGGAAGCCGCAUCCUGACGCGUUCCUGGUGUGCGCCAAGAGGUUUGACCCCCCAGCAAACCCAGAACAGUGUCUGGUGUUCGAAGACGCACCCAAUGGAGUGAAAGCAGGUUUGGCGGCUGGCAUGCAAGUGGUCAUGAUUCCCGAUCAAAACCUGGACUGUAAGCUUACAAAGGAGGCCACGUUGGUGCUGGGCAGCAUGGAGGACUUCAGACCCGAGCUCUUCGGCCUCCCCGCUAACAAUUAAACGCAGAUCUACGGCACAGAUUUCCUGUAAUCAGUCCGUCUAAAACGGUAUUAAGCUGAUGUCUUGUGCUCAUUUCUUAUCAGCCAUAUAGACAGUUAAAAAAUUCACAUUAUAAUUUUUUUCAAUCAUAUAAGGCUGGAUUUAUUUAUUUUUUCUACAGAUGAAGUGAAAAGCAUUUAUAGUUUAGCCUCAUAAUCAGUAUGAAAAAAAAAUUAAACAAUGCUCUGCUUGUCUAUUAUGGAUCCGAACAAAGUGUUGUAGUUCGGCCAUGCUCAUUACGCUUUGCAGGAAAUUGGAUUGAACGCAAGCGUAAUCUGAUUGGUGCAGCUUAGUGAGCCAGUCACGAGGCUUAAACUCCCGGCGCACCCAUUAUGUACUCUCGGCACCGAUGGCUUGAUUUUGAUUAUGCCGCUCAAUUAGGCACAAUCAAGCCAUUAGGUCACAUCGACUAUUUUUUCCCCUCUUUCACUUCCUCUUUCUCUUUUGUUGGCUAAAUUAAUCAAGGUAAUGGUUUACUUCUAUAUUUAACACAUUAAUAAAAUUGUCCAACAACGA